AUGAACUUACAACAUCAAGACAAUGAACCAGAUCUCUGUUCUAGGCAUGAACGACUUUUACUUCUCUAUAUUGUUAGAAGCUUUCACACCAAUUUUGGUCGUCGGGAAAUACUAAGAGAAAUAUUCCAGGAUAUUCCGCAUGAUCCUUACUCAAAAAAUAUAAUUGUUAGACAUGUUUUCAUAUUUGGUAAAACAAAAAAUUCUACAUUAGAAUCCUUAAUUCAGAACGAGAGUAAUAAGUAUAGAGAUAUCAUUCAGGAAGAUUUUAUGGAGUCCUACACUAAUGUUUCAUUAAAAACAAUAAUGGCGUGGAAAUGGAGUGUAGAAUUUUGUGGUAACGCUGAUUAUGUGAUGGUCAUGAACGAUGAACUUUUUGUAGAUCAAUACAAAUUGGUGCCUUAUCUCCAUUAUCAGUUGCUUCAAUCAACACGUAAAGAUCGUUUUGUAGCCUGUUACAGAUAUGAAGAUUCAGGAGAUGUAAAAUUCUUUCACGAAGUGAAACACGUUCCUCAGAAUAUUCUUUACAAAGGAAAGCGCUAUCCCCGAUUUUGUAAUGGCGUGGGUUAUGUGGCACAUAUUUUUCUAAUUAAUAAACUGUAUAUUGCUGCAUUGGACAACCAUGUUUUUAUGCCUGAUGAUGCUUGGAAUGGACUUUUAUCAGAAAAAUUGAACAUAGAGCUACCUUACUCAAAUAAAUUUUAUGAAUUUUACAAUCCUAUUCAGAAAUUUUCUUCACCUGAUUAUGAGUCAAGUGUCCUAAUGUUUGCAGUAACUGAUAAGAGAAGUAAUAGGAAUCACGUGGAAGCUAUAGAAGAAAAACUUUUAACCAUUUUGGCUAAUCGCAGCGCCAAGAACCAAGGAGAAAUUUUGUAUAUUGAACAUAAUACAGACGAAAUAUCUUAUAUUCGUGUGUGGCUGAUAAUUAUAGCAAUAAUCCUAUGUUUUGUACUUCACAAAAAAAGAAAAUAUUUUCGAAGGUUCUCAAUUAUAUAUUUCAAAAUUUGGCAUUUAUGUAAUUUUUUUUAAUAUAAUUUAUAAAUACAAUUCAUAAAAUAUUUGG
Octopus sinensis (East Asian common octopus) is the source of this 1060-nucleotide messenger RNA. RefSeq names its product beta-1,3-galactosyltransferase 1-like. The record is from RefSeq and is a predicted model, not a curated record. NCBI's taxonomy places the organism in Eukaryota, Metazoa, Mollusca, Cephalopoda, Octopoda, Octopodidae. Gene Ontology annotation, molecular function: hexosyltransferase activity. The transcript has 2 exons. Gene Ontology annotation, cellular component: membrane. The coding region runs from base 1 to 1026 and encodes 341 amino acids.